This is a messenger RNA of Exophiala spinifera, 669 nucleotides long. RefSeq lists its product as uncharacterized. The coding region runs from base 1 to 669 and encodes 222 amino acids. Gene Ontology annotation, biological process: DNA replication, removal of RNA primer. NCBI's taxonomy places the organism in Eukaryota, Fungi, Ascomycota, Eurotiomycetes, Chaetothyriales, Herpotrichiellaceae. Gene Ontology annotation, molecular function: RNA-DNA hybrid ribonuclease activity; nucleic acid binding. The transcript is spliced from 2 exons. The record is from RefSeq and is a predicted model, not a curated record.
AUGGACACGGAUCUCUCACGUCCACGGCGCAACUUCAAUCCCAGAAAGACACGUCGUUAUGGACGCAUAACAUUCGACCCCGACUACUUGGUUCGAUACAGCCCAAAGUGGAAGUAUGCUCGACUGUACAACUUUCCCUUCCCCGGUGCUCAUUGGCAGCCACGUAUGAGAACAAUGGUGGUUUCAGUCGACGGUGGCUCGCGCGGCAACAACCGAUCUGAUCCCAAAUCUCGAGCAGCGUGGGGCGUGUACUUUGGACCUGACUGCCCACGCAAUGCCUGGGGGUUGCUUGCUCGAACUGAUCUGCAGACCAGUUCACGUGCCGAGCUGGAAAGUGUCCGCAAGGCUCUCGACAUCAUUCAGGGCAUGAAGGAGGCUGGUGAGUUGGAUGGCUGGAGAGAGGUCAUUGUGAAGUGUGACUCGGACUAUGUCGCAAGAAGCCUCAGCGAAUGGAUCUGGAGCUGGGAAAGGAACGGCUAUGUCACCAGAAAGGGCACCCCGGUCGAGCACGGUGACAUCAUCCGGGAGAUUCACGCAACCAUCACAAAGAUGGAGGAAGAAAUGGCUAUUCGGUUUUGGCGUGUUGGACGCGAAUGGAACAGGGAGGCGGAUGCUUUGGUGAAUCAUGCUCUCGACGACGCUGCCGACAGUGGGUACGGAGGCUCUUGA